Messenger RNA from Humulus lupulus (European hop), 456 nucleotides. RefSeq lists its product as uncharacterized. The transcript has a single exon. Bases 1 to 456 code for a protein of 151 amino acids. Lineage: Eukaryota; Viridiplantae; Streptophyta; Magnoliopsida; Rosales; Cannabaceae. The record is from RefSeq and is a predicted model, not a curated record.
AUGAAGGAGAUUCUAUCCAAGAAGAGGAAGAUGGAGGAUUAUGAGAUGGUGGUGCUCACUGAAGAGUGUAGUGCAAUAUUGCAGAGGAAGUUGCCCCAAAAGUUGAGAGAUCCGGGGAGCUUUACUAUACCUUGUACAAUAUGGAAGUUUGAGUGUAAUUUGGGGGAGAGUAUAAAUCUGAUGCCUUUGUCUGUAUUCAGAAGACUUGGUUUGGGGGAGGCUAGUCCUACUACAGUCACAUUACAGCUAGCCGAUCGUUCAGUUAAACAUCCCAAGGGAAUUAUAGAGGAUGUUCUUGUUAAAGUGGAAAAAUUCAUUUUUCCAGCAGACUUCAUAGUAUUGGAUAUGGAAGAAGAUGAAAAUGUUCCAAUCAUUCUGGGAAGACCAUUUUUAGCUACUAGGCAUGCUCUAAUUGAUGUGCAGAAAUGUGAACUGAAACUUCAAGUUCCAAUUUGA